ACUGAGACUUAGCAAGGAUGCCACCCAACAUGUGGCAUAUACAAAUAGAGGAUUGAUAACAUUAUUGAAUUAGAAGCAAAAUUUCCGAAAAUUAAAAACGCAUGAAAAAACUCUCAAAACUGAGAUGGAUUCAAGUGCUGCAUUUCUUUUAUUCUGCAUACAACUAAUGCUGUUUCGUGCAAUAGAGGGUUCAGCUAAAUGGGGAUAUUAUCAACGCGGUGUUCCACCAUCAUUUUGGCAUUGCUUGGACGGCAAAGCAAUGUGCAAUCAUGGUAGAAGUCAGUCACCUGUCGAUAUUAAAACGAAUGAUGUGGUAACAGACAACAGAAUUGUCCCGUUUGACUUCUCGGAUCUUGAAAAUACCGAAAGAGUAAAAAUGGAGAUGAGAAACAAUGGUCAUGCAGUAAUAAUAGACUUUCCUGAUCACCAGCCAUUAGUUAAAAGAGGAGGUCUCCAGGAAACCCUCCAACUUAACGAAUUGCAUUUCCAUUGGGGGAGUAAUAGCCAAUGGGGUUCAGAACACACAAUAAACGGACACCAAUAUGCCAUGGAAGUCCAUUUUGAUUUUGUCACAACAGGAAAUGGACCAGUAGAAUUACGAGCGGUGAUUUCAGUACUAAUUUAUGCUGGAAAACACAAUUCUAAUUAUGACGAAAUAGUGUCAAUGCUCCCAUACAUAGCCUCACCAGGUAGUAAAAUAGUUCUGGACAAAUUUCCAGUCAUAGAUCUCUUCCCGGAAUCAACCACCUGUUGGUACCGAUAUUGUGGAAGUUUUACAACACCUCCAUGUACUGAGAAUAUUAUAUGGACCAUUUUUGAACAAAGCAUUUCUAUGUCAGAAUACCAGAUAAAUGCAUUCCGGGCCUUGAUGGGAACUCCGCGUAUGUUUGAAUACAAUAUCGUGGAUACAUUUAGGCCUGUUCAACCAUUGUGGCAACGUAAAGUAACCCGUAGCUGUCCUCGAAGGAAAAACUCUGAAAAUUACCGUCGUUUUGAAUCUAAUGACAGAUGCAUCAACCAUGGAUAUAACAGAGGAAAGAGUCAAAAGAAAUAUUCCCAGUCAACAUCUAGAUCCGAUAACAGCGUGUGUUUAUGGGUUGAUUUUUACUACCCAAAUCAUGUUGAUGAACACUAGUUAACCAAAUUAAUUAUCAGAAAAAAUACAGAAGAAAGUUGUCUUGAAAAAAUUGAUUGGUACGGUAUCAUUUUAUGACAUACCUACGAUAGAAGAAGGGGAUUAUGUUU
This is a messenger RNA of Mytilus trossulus (common blue mussel), 1245 nucleotides long. Its product is annotated as carbonic anhydrase 1-like. Gene Ontology annotation, molecular function: carbonate dehydratase activity; zinc ion binding. The transcript is spliced from 8 exons. The coding region runs from base 125 to 1135 and encodes 336 amino acids. The record is from RefSeq and is a predicted model, not a curated record. Lineage: Eukaryota; Metazoa; Mollusca; Bivalvia; Mytilida; Mytilidae.